Pseudophryne corroboree (corroboree frog) is the source of this 1041-nucleotide messenger RNA. RefSeq names its product glutathione peroxidase 7 (gene GPX7). The transcript has 3 exons. Gene Ontology annotation, molecular function: glutathione peroxidase activity. The record is from RefSeq and is a predicted model, not a curated record. Bases 150 to 710 code for a protein of 186 amino acids. Gene Ontology annotation, biological process: response to oxidative stress. NCBI's taxonomy places the organism in Eukaryota, Metazoa, Chordata, Amphibia, Anura, Myobatrachidae.
GGCGCUGACCCGGCUCUGUGAUGAUAGAGGAAUGAAUAGUCGGCGUUAGGACCCCGGAGCAGCCGCCGGUGUGAGGGGGUGUGUCCUCACAUGUGGAUACAUUGUAUCUGCGGGAAGACGCUCCGGCCACACACACACACACCGCCGCCAUGUACCCGGCGCUGCUGCCGCUCAUGCUGCUCCUCCUCCCGGCUCCGGCGCUGCAGAAGGACCGAGACUUCUACUCCUUCCAGCUGGUGAACAUCCGGGGAAAGCUGGUGACUCUGGAGAAGUACCGGGGGUCGGUGUCUCUGGUCGUGAAUGUGGCCAGUGAGUGUGGCUUCACGGACGGACACUACAAGGCACUACAGAAGCUGCAGCGGGAGCUGGGACCCUACCACUUCAAUGUCCUGGCCUUCCCCUGUAACCAGUUUGGACACCAGGAGCCAGGCAGCGAUCGUGAGAUUGAAUCAUUUGUCAGAAAGAGCUACAGCGUUUCCUUCCCCAUGUUCAGUAAGACGGCGGUCGCUGGUACCGGAGCCAACACUGCCUUCAAGUAUCUGGCUGAGUCCUCCGGUAAAGAACCAGACUGGAAUUUCUGGAAAUAUCUUAUCGGACCAGAUGGGAAGGUGGUGGAGGCAUGGGGUCCAUCCGAGUCUGUGGAGAAAGUAAGACCUGACGUUAUGGAGCAGGUGAGGAAACUGAUCUUGAAGAAGAAGGAGGAGCUGUGACCCUCGCGUGUAGACGCUGCCGCCGCAGCUCCGGGAAUGUGACAAGUCUGCGUCCGUGGUUUUUUAUAACGAGCUCAGAUUUGACUGACCGACCGUAUCAUCUGUUUAGAGAUUCUUUCUGCAAUAAUGGAAAACACUAAGUGGUUGAUGUUACCAUGGAAACGCAUUGUCGCCAAUAUCCGUCAGUAUCCAUCCACUCUCACAAUAAGACGUGACUGAGCACAGCACACGCAGAGGAAUACCUCAUGGGACGCCAUAAAAGAGAAACCGUUAACGGUGACAAAGUCUAUAUGUCUAAAGGGUGUGUGUGGGUGUAGGGAAUUGGCGCUGG